CAUUAGCUCAAAAGCUGCAAAAGUCUUUUUAUCUAGGCUGCAGCUUCUCCCCGUCUGAAAUGAAAGGAUUCGCUUCCGUAUUGCUAUUUGCAGGGACACUGUCGUUGUCAAUAUGUCUUCCUCUUAAAAGAACGGAUACCGAACUGCUGAAAAGAGUUAAAAGGCAAGCCGUGGAUGGUGCGAAUGAUGACAAGAAUGAGACAGUUGCCGAUCGACCUCCCGGACUGGGUGGUACAAAUAUCCGAUUUCCAAUUUGCAUAUACCAACUGGGCAUGUCCAAUCGAUUCCGCAUUUGGGAUUAUCAAAUCACAGCAUCUUCUGCAUACCCAAGCAGGCACCUGCAGCCCCACAUGGGGAGGUUGAAUAACCCGUGGGGAUCAUGGUGCAUCAACAGAAGACAUCCAGGACCUCACUACAUGCAGAUUUAUCUCGGCGGAAUUGUGUUGGUCAGCGGUGUCAUAACUCAAGGAGCGCGCCACACACCCGACUGGGUAACCGAAUAUCGUGUGAGCUACAGUCUUGAUGGUCAGCGGUGGGAUUACUAUAAAGAAAAUGGCACAGCAAAGGUUUUCCGCGGAUUCUAUUUUGCAUUUACCAAUCAUUUCAAGUACAGGGUGGCUGCUAGAUUCAUUCGAAUUAAUCCCCAAUCCUGGAACGGAUUAAUACUGUGCAUGCGCGCCGAGCUGAUAGGCUGUUCAUUCGGCCAAGUUAAUUUGGCAUACAAUCGUACAGCUGAACAAUCGAGCACUGAGGAAGGAGAUGUAGCCUCAAAAGCGAUCGACGGAAGGCUAGGCAAUGGUUUCUGCUCUUUGACCCAGACCGAGGAUAGCCCCUGGUGGCGACUGGACCUGGGAUAUAAUACUACGAUAAAAGAGUUAUACAUUGCUGGACCCCAAAAUGGCACUGAGCUAAAAGAAUUUGAAAUAAGCAUAGGAGAUAGCUUGGAUGACAAUGGAAACAUAAAUAGAAAGUGUGGCGAUAAACACAGUGUACGACCUGGUGAAAUCAAAACCAUAAGCUGUGAUUUAACCGGACAAUAUAUCAACAUUCAGGUCCCUGAGAGCGGAAAAGCGUUGUCCAUUUGUGAAGUAAUUCCUUAUGGAAUGGACCCAUCCAUGGCGGACUUCAAUCCAUAUGUCGUCCUGAACUAUGUAAAUUAUGUUCGUAGGCUAGAGCAAUUAAAACAACUUCGAGAGCGACAGGAACGACUAAGAAACGCCACGUUGGAAGCUCAAAAGCAAGGCAAACAGCUUGUUAGUCAGGGUCAACAGGCUAUCGGCGGAGCCCAACAACAAGGUCAACAAGCCAUCCGUCAAGGUCAACAACUGGCUGGUCAAGGACAAGCUGCCGUGGGUGGAGCCGUCGGCCAAGGUCAAGCAGCUCUUGGCGGCAUUCAGAAUCAAGGCCAACAGGCUUGGGGUCAGGCGCAAGGGAUGAUGGGUGGUGCUCAGGGUCAAGGACAACAGCUUCUGAAUCGAUUCCAAGGCCAAGGAGGCGGCAUGGCGGGUCAGUUCCAAAAUCAGUUUGGCCAACUUCAAGGUCAAGGAGGCGGCAUGGCAAGUCAGUUUCAAAAUCAGUUUGGCCAACUUCAAGGUCAAGGAGCCGGCAUGGCAAGUCAGUUCCAAAAUCAGUUCGGCCAACUUCAAGGUCAAGGUGCGGGAAUGCUGAAUCAGUUGCAAGGUCAGGGUUUGGGUGUGGCUAACCAGUUUCAAGGCCAAGGACAACAAUUAGCCAGUCAACUUCAAGGCCAAGGUAUGGGAAUGGUGAAUCAAUUUCAAGGACAAGGAAGGCAACUGGCCAAUCAACUUCAAGGGCAGGGUAUGGGAAUGGUGAAUCAAUUUCAAGGCCAAGGACAGCAAUUAGCCAGUCAACUACAAGGUCAGGGUUUGGGGGUGGCAAAUCAACUCCAAGGACAAGGCAGGCAACUUGCCAAUCAACUUCAAGGCCAGGGGAUGGGAAUGGCAAAUCAGCUUCAAGGACAAGGAAUGCAAGUGGCCAAUCAACUGCAAGGCCAAGGAGCAGCGAUGCUUGGUCAAGCACAAAGUCAGCUUGGUCAGCUGCAAGGUCAGGGAAUGGGAAUGGUAAACCAGCUUCAAGGACAGGGGUCGCAAUUAGCCAGUCAACUACAAGGACAGGGAAUGGGGUUAGCUAAUCAAAUUCAAGGACAAGGCAUGGGGGUUGUGAAUCAGCUGCAGGGCCAAGGGAUGGGUGCGGUCAACCAACUCCAAAGCCAAGGACUAGGAAUGGCAAAAGGACUGACCAGCUCUAAAGAUGAUUUGAUUGAUAGGGCAAAAGACUUCUAUAAAAAGUUAAAACCAUGGCAAAAAAGAGCAGAAGACUUCUAUAAUGAUAAAAUCAAGGGACGUUACUUCGAACUGGGAAUGAAUUGGUUUAAUCGCGGUAAAGACUACGGCAUGAAAGCUCUUGAUGUAUUUAAAGAAAGUGUGUUGUCUGAGUUCACUGGGCUGGCAAGUGAUCUUGGCGGAGAACUAUCAGCAAUUGGAAACUAUGACACUGGAGACGUGAAGGGACUUCUGGACAAUGUUGAUAAGGAUAAAAUAAAGGAACUGGUGGAGAGAGUUAAACCUCUCAUUCCCGAGUAUUACGAAAAAGCCAAAAAAGUAGCCAUGGAUGUUUUCAACGAAGGAAAAACUCAGUUCGAAAAGAUAAAAGAAGAGGUUGAAAAGGAGGCCGAUAAGGCUGUGAAAAUGGGUGAAGGUUUGUCUGCAGAGGCGACUGGUUUAGCGGAGGAAGCUAAACAGCAGGGCAUGAGUGCUGUUGGAGAUGCGCAGAGAGCAGGGGAGUCAGCCCUGGAGCAAGCCAGAAAGACAGGGGAAGGGCUUGCGCAGCAAGGACAACAAACUCUCAACCAAGUUCAACAACAAGGAAUGGGAAUAAUGAACCAGGCUCGUCAAACCGGUAUGGGUGCUUUUAACCAAGUGAGGCAACAAGGAAUGGGAGCUUUAGGGCAAGUACAGAGUUUUGGGCAGCAAGGAUUACAGCAGGCACAGGGUCUCCAAGGCCAGCUAAUGCAAACUGGUCAAGGACUCUAUGGACAAGCUCAAAGUAUGGGCCAAGGUCUACAGGGCCAACUCAUGCAGACUGGUCAGGGCCUCUAUGGGCAAGCUCAGGGAAUGGCAGGUGGCCUACAGAAUCAAAUGAUGCAGACUGGGCAGGGAUUGUAUGGCCAAGCACAGGGCAUGGGCCAAGCUGCGCUACAACAAGGAAUGAACGUUGGGAAUCAGCUGCGGCAGCAAGGACAAGGAGCUUUUCAGCAAGGACUGGGAAUGGCCCAAGGUCUCCAAGGGCAAGCAAUGAAUAUGGGUCAAGGAUUCCAACAACAAGGAAUGCAGCUCAUGAAUCAAGGACAACAGCUAUCGCAACAAAUGGCUGGGAUGGGAUCAAACUAUUAUGGACAAGCUAUGAAUAUGGGUCAAGGUUUGCAACAGCAAGGAAUGCAGCUCAUGAAUCAGGGACAGCAACUACAACAGCAACUGGCAGGCAUGGGAUCCAAUUAUUAUGGACAAGCCAUGGGUAUGGGCCAGGGACUCUAUGGACAGGGUAUGAAUAUGGGCCAGGGAUUUCAACAGCAAGGGCAGCAACUCAUGAACCAAGGAAAACAAAUGGCAGGCCAGCCACCAAGCCCCUCUCAGCAGUGGCAGCACCUCAUGAAACAGGGCCAGCAGUUACAGAGUCAGGGAGAUGCCCUUAAAAGACAAGGCCAACAGGCGGCUGGGGGAGGUUCGAAAUAGAACCUACAUAGAGACCAAACCUCUGUAGUGAGGACAGUUAUUGAGAGGAAAGCAGCGGGUUUGAUUUACCCGAUGACUCACUAGGACAUUUGUUUCGCAGUCCUGUAAAUCUGUCGGGUGUAUCAAGAGAGAAUUUACGUCUUAAGGAUAUUACAGCGAAUGUGAAUCGGACUCGAAGUCAAAAACGUUUCAUGUUUUCCCAUAGAAAUUGCAACGUUAUUUCGCAUUUGUUGCUCGUAAGAAUCUCGGCUUACGCCCCACUGAUGUUUUUGUUAACAUCGAAAUAUGCACCAAUGACUCUUACUCAAUGGUAGAAAGCACGAAUUCAUUGAUUUAGGGACAUGACAAGCUUAGAGGAAUUAAAGACGUCACCCUUAGAGUAACGACCAUGUUUAGCAUCUAUAACUAAGAAGAAGUCAGGAAAGAAAUGCUUAUUGUUAUUGUCAGUGACUGCAAACCUCCCAAUUCCCUAAAGUAGCAUGUUAAAGUGGUACUUCGAGUCAAUGAGACGUCGAUAACAAUACGUAAAUGUUCCACUUUUGCAGACCUGAAAUUACAUGUACACGAAUAGAGAUAAUAUACAAACAAUUUCAAAUACUAUUCUGCUAAACAUUCGAACUACAUAGUUUUUUUUUCAUUCUUGACUAAUGUUGAGUACUGAGGUAACUCUGCCGGCUCUGUGGGAUAUAUAUCCAGUACACCUUAACAUCAGUAUUAAUAUUCUCCUUUCUGUUCUCUAUACAUUUCCGACCACCCAAGAAAUUCUCCAAUUUGUGAUGAUUUUCUUUAUCCUUGUGAUCUUAAUGUGCGAUCUAGGGGUGAUAUUGUAAGGAGAAAUUAGGUGCUAGUCACUCUCAGGGGCCAAAGGUCAAUUAGAUUUUAAAAUUCUGCAACUUCUUCCCAGGAUUCCAUCAUUAAAUUCUUAUGGCCUAAGCUAUUUCUUGUUCAGAUAUGGAAGAUAACUUUCCUGUUACUACGUUAUUUCUUUCCUUAAAACCCUGUUUUUUCCUUGAGAGGCAGAUUAUUCCUAAACAGAAUGAGUGCCUCUGGGCAGUUCCUAUCUGGGCAUUCUUUUAGGUUGCUAAGAAAUGCAGGUAUUUUGUGUUAGCAUUUAGCCUCCGAAAAUUUUCCUAAUGAGGCCCUUUUCACCAUUAUGAUAUGUUUGAUUUGAAGCCAGCCGCAAAAUAUGUUUGGGAAAUUGUAUUAGCUCCCUUCCCACUCUCCCUUAAGGAAAAACCUAGUUAUUUGCUUAGAAACUUGACAGUUACUGCAUUCGUUUCUUUUAUUUUUCUUGUAAAAACCCUUAUAACAUGCUCAAAACAAUUAAGUCUGAGUUUUACUGAAGUUGAAGUAUGAAUGAAUAGCCAUACUCCAGAGAGAGAUGUAGUAAAAUACUUUAAAACUAUGAUACAUGCUAAUAUUUUUCAAAUUUUUGUAACCUGUCAUGUUUUGCUACAUAAGAUUUUUGUCAGGAAGCAACAUUUGACUCUGUCUUCGUGGCCGCCCAACAAUUGAGAUUAGAAAUAUAUCCUAAUCAUAUGUGAUAUAAAUGUCUUUAUAUGUUUUAAAGCAAAGGAAAUGAU
Molecule: messenger RNA, 5335 nt
Organism: Pocillopora verrucosa
Lineage: Eukaryota; Metazoa; Cnidaria; Anthozoa; Scleractinia; Pocilloporidae
Source: RefSeq, a predicted model, not a curated record